AUGAACGACGAGAAAGCAGAACAAGCGGCGAUUAAGAUACAGGCUGUUUUCAGGGGUCGCCUUGAUAGGAUCCAAGUGCAGCAGCAGCGAUUGGCAGCAGCAACGAGAUGGUCAGAAAUUUUAACCGGUAAGCACAUUGCAUGUUGCUCUCUGUAUCAGCACAGCUUAUCGCCCGUUGCAGAUCUCAAAAUGAAGGAGGCAGUGCUGAGCCAGACGAGUGCACGGCGCAACAGCGCGACAGAACGUUUCCAAAGAGCUGGAUUCUUCGCGUCGCGCCUGCACGAUGGCCUGUCCUCGAGAGACCAAUACCAAGACCAAGAUCAAGACCCAAAACAAGUCUCUGCGAAAGUGCAAGAGAUGCUUACGAAGAAAGAAGAGAACGGCGGUAAAGAAGGAGCGGCUGAGAAGGUCCUAAAUCUUAAAUUCAUUUCUAAAGCCAAAUCCAAGAAGAGGGAUGUGGAAAGACGCCUGCAGGGACGCGUAGGUCCUGACCAGAAACCCACGCAGGCAUUACAGGAAAAACAAUCAAAGCGACUAGAAGAGCAGCACUGGCUCGAAAUGAUUGACACAAAACAUCGUUAUGGUGUUAAUUUAAAAUGCUACCAUAAAUUAUGGUCGGUUUCAGGUACAUCUGAUAACUUUUUCCGGUGGCUCGAUUACGGUGAGGGCACCCACCUCGAUCUCGAUGAAUGCCCGCGUGAGCGAUUGGACAAAGAGCAGAUCUUUUACUGCUCUGCUGAACAGCGCCUGAACUACCUCGUAGUGCCUAAUCCUUUGACAGGUCUGCUGCACUGGGCAAAAAAUGGUGAAGCGGUGGAUACAGCUCCGGACAGAUGGCAGGAUUCUGGAGAUGGGUCUGGGAUAAUACCACUUCAGGAAGGCUUCGAGGGUGGGCAGUGUGAACAGUAUCAGCAGCAUGCACAAGAUAACAGGUCGUCUAUCAGCGAAGAUAGCUCCGUGUGGACAUCGUUUGACUCCCCCUCCAGCUCUGAUGAUGAUGAUGAGAUUGCGCAGAGAGAGCGCGACGAUGCAUAUGAACACGCCCAUGACAUGAUUGAUUUAGAUGACAAGAAGGAUGACAAAACUCACCAUAAAUACACAGCGCGUGGUAUCAUGGAUAGGCUUCUGCGUAAAACUGUCGGAAAGAAUACGUGGAUAUAUGUGUCUGAUAUGCAGUAUAAUAUGUUUGUUGGGAUCAAAUCGACAGGGACUUUUCAGCACUCGUCCUUCCUCUCUGGCGGCCUUGUCUCAAGUGCGGGGUUGAUUAGGGUGCGAAAUGGUCAAAUUUCAGCGCUUAGUCCGCUGAGUGGACAUUACAGAUCUUCCAUAAAUCACUUCAAAAUUUUUCUCAAUGAGAUGGAAAAACAGGGCCUCAAUCUCGAUAAAGUCAAGGUGGGGAAGAGUGAAGUGAUGCUGUGGGGAUUGGAGAGGUAUGGCAGUAUCUCCAAAAAUCACAGAGAGCGCAAGAGAAGCGCAUCAAUCAAAAUCAGAGGCCUGGCUGAGAAGCUGCACAUAACCGAAACUAGUGAGACGAGAGAAACUAACGAUGAAAACAAGGCGCCGAGAGCAAGAGCGAGACAAUAA
Wallemia ichthyophaga EXF-994 is the source of this 1584-nucleotide messenger RNA. RefSeq lists its product as uncharacterized. Gene Ontology annotation, molecular function: protein binding. The transcript has 8 exons. Bases 1 to 1584 code for a protein of 527 amino acids. The record is from RefSeq and is a predicted model, not a curated record. Lineage: Eukaryota; Fungi; Basidiomycota; Wallemiomycetes; Wallemiales; Wallemiaceae.